AAUAAAACUGGACUGCGGUUGAUUCGCGGGACCCGGAAGUGGUGACCGACUCGUCACUGCUCCGUUCCGGUCUCUGCUGCUUCGGCUGUGUUGGAGACUCACUUGGGAAAAUGAACCACGCCGAGGAAGCCAACGUGUCCGCUGCUCCGCACGUCGUGGCCGAAGAGCUCAUGGUGACAGGCAAGUGGGUAAAGCUGGAGAAGACCACGUACGUGGACUGGUCCGGAAGCACCAGAACCUGGGAGACCGUGAAAAGGACAACAAGGCAAACCAACACAGAAGCAGAUGGUGUUGGGAUUAUCGCCCUGCUGAAGCGGACGCUGCACAAAGACUGCGUGGUGAUGGUGAAGCAGUUCCGUCCCCCCAUGGCUUGCCACACUCUGGAGUUUCCUGCAGGGUUGAUUGACGAGGGGGAAAGUGCAGAGGCGGCUGCUUUGAGGGAGCUAAAAGAAGAAACCGGCUACAAAGGGGAAGUAGUGGGAAUCACUCCAGUGACCUGUCUGGACCCCGGCCUGUCUAACUGCACCACCCAGAUGGUCAUGGUCAAUAUCAACGGAGACGAGGGGGAGAAUAUCAACCCAAAGCAGCAGCUCGGUGAUGGAGAAUUUGUUGAAGUCAUUCUCUUACCUCUCGAUGAAUUCCAGAUGAAAAUAGAUGAUCUCAUGAAGAAAGAAAAGAUUGUGGUGGAUGCCAAAGUGUACAUCUUCGCCAUGGGGAUGGUUCAGGCCUUCUUUAAGCCGAGGGAACUCCCCGUCCUGAAGCAGUGAAGGGAAACAUUCGGGAUGAGAGAGAAAUAAAUGUUCUUUUCUUUUACAAAGGGCAUACAACACAGGACUGUGAACAAAGGCCUUCCAAAUUUGUAAUGAGAAACUGUAUAUGAAAAGUUGUUGAAAUGUGGUUUCAGACACAAGUAACUUCCUAUUUUAAUUUGUUUCUGCGAUGUAUAAUGCCCAUCCAUAGAGCAAAAUGAAAUCUAGAAGACGUAUUAACAACUGUGUGUUUUGAACAUACUGAAUGCAAAAGUCUAAUUAUGAAAUGGAAGUCCGGAAAUGGCCUUGGUUUUCGGAAAUGAGCGUAUGGAGGAGCUCUGUUUACAAUUGCUUGCUCACUUUGUGGUUGUCAGUAUGGAAGUACUACCUUGAGGACUGACUCAUACUCCGGUUGGUCGACUGUUUAAUCAUUCACACAUCAACACAGAAUAUGUUUCAGCCCUUAGUCUAGAAUGACUAAUGUCACCGGUUUUAUUUUUAUGAUAUUACGUGUAGUUUGAGACGCUGCUUUUACUGAGUGAUCAAAAAAACAUUCCUAACAUAGUAUUUUGCCAACUUUAAUGGAUGCAACAAAUUCACCUCCGAACACUUUAAGCAUGCACAUUUGUCUAAAGGCCUCCUGAGAACAGAAGAAACGUCCCUUUAGAUGAAGUAGACAGCCAGUGAGUUAUAAAUAACCCAUGUAUUGUGAUAGUAACAUAUAGUACAUUUGUCUGAGGUAUUAACAACAUAUUUUCUUUCUUUUUGUGUAACUCCACUGUAAUGUACAACAGAUGCUGUUGUGAUAAAGGUAGCAAAUGAUUAAUAGGAAAUGAUUCAUUUUGUGCCUCCCAACAUUAUGGUGCCAAUAACAAUACUGAUGGUUUACUCUAGAAAUGCCUGACCAUUUAAUAAAUGUUCUACUACUUUUACUUUCCUAAA
Molecule: messenger RNA, 1691 nt
Organism: Gasterosteus aculeatus aculeatus (three-spined stickleback)
Lineage: Eukaryota; Metazoa; Chordata; Actinopteri; Perciformes; Gasterosteidae
Gene: nudt5
Product: nudix (nucleoside diphosphate linked moiety X)-type motif 5
Biological process (GO): nucleoside phosphate metabolic process; ribose phosphate metabolic process
Cellular component (GO): nucleus
Molecular function (GO): ADP-ribose diphosphatase activity
Source: RefSeq, a predicted model, not a curated record